Messenger RNA from Olea europaea var. sylvestris, 2175 nucleotides. RefSeq lists its product as uncharacterized. The record is from RefSeq and is a predicted model, not a curated record. The transcript is spliced from 13 exons. NCBI's taxonomy places the organism in Eukaryota, Viridiplantae, Streptophyta, Magnoliopsida, Lamiales, Oleaceae. The coding region runs from base 218 to 1945 and encodes 575 amino acids.
AUCAAAAGUUAUAACCAAGUUUGGCCGAAGAACCCUAACACAAGUUUCAUCAGUUUAAUGCCUCUGUGUAGCAACAGAACAGUGACUACUGAAGAAACGGUGAAAAAUACGAGCUUGAAUUGGGCACUUGACAAAGUGAUUCGUUGAUAUCUUGUAUCUUUGUCAAGAAACAUUCAAAGAUUUAUCCAACUUUGGUGACAGAAAACAACAGAGAUCAAUGGCAGCCGAAUCUGAUGUGGGAGCAACUGUAAGUGAAAAUCAGCAGCCGCAACAAAAGAUACAACUAUAUCCCACCUCAACUGGUGAAAUAUCCUCCUUUUGGAGAGAGAAAUAUGAAAGAGAUGCCAAUAAAUAUUGGGAUAUAUUCUACAAACGUCAUCAAGAUAAGUUCUUUAAAGACCGUCAUUACUUGGAUAAAGAAUGGGGGAACUACUUCUCUGGAGCAGGAAGAAAAGUCAUCUUAGAGGUUGGAUGCGGAGCUGGAAAUACUAUCUUUCCUUUGCUUGCAGCAUACUCAGAUAUAUUUAUACAUGCCUGUGAUUUUUCACCACGUGCAGUGAACUUGGUUAAGAUGCACAAGGAUUUCAAGGAGGACAGGAUUAGUGCAUUCAUUUGUGAUCUGACUGUUGAUGACCUAAGCCAACAGAUUUCUCCUUCUUCAGUUGACAUUGUGACCAUGGUAUUUGUUUUAUCUGCAGUAUCCCCCGAGAAAAUGCCCCUAGUGAUACAGAACAUCAGAAAAAUUAUGAAGCCAGAUGGUUAUGUAUUGUUCCGUGAUUAUGCAACUGGUGAUCUUGCUCAGGAAAGGUUCUCAGGCAAGGAACAGAAGAUCUGCGAAAACUUCUAUGUUAGAGGUGAUGGCACUCCAGCUUUUAUAGCAUCCUACUUCUGUUGCCAGCGAGCUUUCUACUUUUCAGACGAGUUCUUGCGAAAUCUGUUCAAAGAAAAUGGAUUCAGCAUGGAAGAACAUGUCUUGUGUUGCAAGCAAGUGGAAAAUCGAUCAAGGGAAAUAGUGAUGAAUCGCCGUUGGGUUCAAGCUGUAUUUAAGGCAGCCCAUGGUAACUGUAUGUCUGGUGAAAGAACUGGGAAGCAAGUAAAUCACAUGGAGGAGGAUUGUUAUAAACCCAAAGUCAAGGACAUUACUUGGAAAGAUGCUACAAAUAGGUCCGAGAUUGAUUUAUCAGAGGGAAUGGGUGUUGACAUGUUUGGUAUUUCAUCUUCCAGCGAGGAGAUUGUUGACAUCAUUAUAAGAGAUGAUAAGUUCAAGAUUAAAGUGCUUUCCAAAGAGUACCAACAUACCUGCAAAUCGACUGGUUUGAUUCUCUGGGAAUCAGCUAGGUUAAUGGCUUCUAUUCUUGCUUCCAAUCCUGCCAUUGUUUCUGGGAGAAGGGUUUUAGAAAUUGGAUGUGGCUGUGGGGGAAUCUGUUCAAUGGUUGCCGCACGAUCUGCUGAUCUUGUGGUUGCCACCGAUGGAGACACUAAAGUACUUGACCUGUUGACGGAGAACAUUGCUUUGAAUCUCAAAUCACCAUCUCUUGAAAGAUUAAUUACGAAAAAACUAGAAUGGGGAAACAAGAAUGAUAUAGAUUAUGUCAAGCAACUCAGCGAGAAAGGUUUUGAGGUCAUUCUUGGCACUGAUGUAACUUACGUUGCUGAAGCAAUUAUUCCCUUGUUUGCAACAGCUAGAGAACUGAUUUCAUCCAGCAGAGUUGUAAAGGACAGAGAGCCAGCUCUGAUUCUAUGCCAUGUUUUCCGCAGAGUUGAUGAGCCAUCAAUACUUUCGGCAGCAUCUCAGUUUGGUUUUAGGCUGGUCGACAGAUGGCCUGAGCAAACCCCGACUGGCCCAUAUCAGGGCACGAUCAAGAGUUGGUUUUCAGAGGGCGAUCUUGAAGUUCCAACAGCAGCACUCAAUAUUAUGUAUUUUCAGUCGAGUACAAGUGAUUGAAUUUUUUCACUAGUCUUCAUGACUCCUCCCCAUUGUCACGUGCGAAAAAGGGGGAUGGAAAUGUUGUUUUUUCAGAACAUGGAGGUCCAUAGAACGCUUAGUCUUAGUUUUUGGGAUGAAUGAGUUUGAAAACUAGUUGUGACUUUUUAUUCAUUGAACGGGAAAAUUUGUCUAUGUGCUCAUCAACAUGCAUAUUUGAGAUAAAUAAUUAUUAGUUUUUAAAAUUUUAA